AAAGGGAUGAUGAUCCAUCAACUUUCUUUUUUCAAUGGAUCAGCCACAAUAAAAAUAAAAUAGAAUUAACUGUCUGGCGAAGGGCGGGGUCCCACGAUCCUCGGUGCAACUCGUGCAUUCACAGAUAAUAACAAGUGAUGCAUGAUAACUGGAAUAUUAUUUAAAUUCGAUACAUUUAAGUGCAGCUGGGCAUUCUACUUUUCGCUUAUUUUCUACACACCAGUGCUUUUUGGAUCUGCUUUUUGUGGUUAGUAGUUAUCAUGACUGGUUGAUUUUUGCCUUUCUGCGUCUAGAUCUCACAAAAACUGAGGCAGAGUAAAGUAGUCUUUUCGAUUCUGUUUUUCUAUUUUAUCCAGUCAUUAUGAUUGGAUAUUUCUGAUGGUUGGUGGAAUGUUAGUAAACAUGUACACUGGAGUUUGUUUUAAGGGUUCGGAUUGAAGAGCUUUUUUGGCAGAAAGGUCGGCUUUUAUUACUUCGGAAAGAUGCAGCAAGAUACUGUGGCUUUGGGAUCUCCAAGAUGCGGUUUUUGGAAGUUCAGUACAAGAUGUAGCAUUGGGUAUUAUUGUUUCGGGGACUAUCAUUGAGAUCUUACUUUGAGGUUCGAAAACUGUUACUUUUAGUGGAAAAAAGCACUGCUCAAGUUUAGCUUUGAUGAGGUUCUUCGGCGCCUAAUUCAAAAUGCAGCAAUGGGUGCAAGCAAUUUGGUGUCUUUAUAUAGGGUUGUUCCUGUAGUUAGGGUUGGAGUCGCUGUUUAAGAAAAUAAGCGGUGCAAAGUUUGCUUAAGCUGGAUUUUGAUGCGCUUUUCUUGCACCCAAUUCAAAAUGCAGCAGUGGGUACCAGUUUUUUGGUGACAAAUGUCAUUAGGUUGUGGUGCAGCAGGGUUGAACUGUAUUGUUGAGCAAAAAAUUCAAUGCAGGCGCUGCUUAAACUGGGUUUUAUAAGAUUUCCCGCGUUCAAUUCACAAUGCAGCUAUGGGUACAAACGAUUUUCUGACUUAAAUGGUAUUAGGUUAUUUUGUAAUAAGAAUUGGAAUUCAAUUUCUAGCGAAAAAAUGAUUGCUACUGUUGCUUAAGUCUGGUUUUGAUGGCCCUUUCUUGUACUCAAUUUUCCCAAUGCUGCACUGACUACAAUUGAUUUAGUGACUUGAGGUAGGAUUAGGUUGUGGGUUUAAGCAUAUGUAGGAUUGGGCCAUUUUUGUAAUUUAAGAUCCCCAGCCAAUUGAGACCCCAUAUGUGCACCUGCUACUGGGACCUGCAGAGAAUUGAACGUGUGACCACAGUUUGGCAAAUGUGCGUCAUUUUAGCGAGGGAUGCUUGGUACAUGGUAGAGAAAAUUUGGCCUAGAAUGGCAAGGAGCUGAGACUUUUUUCUCAAAACUGUGUAAUGACGAACUCCAGUGUAUACUUCAAGUCAAAGAUGUUGCCUUUUGGAAACAUGGAUAUGUUAGAUUGUUACCAAAGAGAAUGCGUCUUGUGGUCAGCUAUUCAGGUUAUGGAUCUUGUCACAAGAGCUGUUGCAUAUGAUGUGAUUAUGGGUAUGGUAGCAAAAUGAGGGUUUUUGAGAAGAUCGGUUUCCUUGCAGCAGUUGCUAUUAUAAAUUUAAAUAAAACUUAGAAAUGAGGUUGAAACCGAGAGCUGUUUAUCCAGAAACAGCGUGGACAGCAAUGUGGCAGUCCUUUAUUUUGAAGGUUGGUGUGCUUUGGUUGGCUUGUAGUAUGCUUAUUUACUGCGGGGACUGUAGCCAUGAUAUGAUAAGAGAUGCUUUUGAAGGGGACAACAUUCUGCUGAAUAGUCCAAUGAAACAGCACAGCGAAGAAUUGUUCUGUUUCAGGAAUGGGAAUCUUGAUAGCUGCAUUGGAUCUGCUGUCAGCGGUGAAGGGCAAGAUUUGGACCAGCUUCUGCAAGCAGAAACACUCAGUGAUCAGCAGCUUUUUGAUAAGCCAUCAAGUUCUGCAUUAUUGCCUACUGCUCGUGUGUUGCUGGACUCUUUGAGCUCAUAUUCACAAAGUUCAAUUUCAACAUCACAUAGAAAUUUGGCUUCACAACAGUAUCUCCAUCAUAAUACUCAUUUGGGACGUUCCACAUCUGUUGCUGCCAGUCAGUUGACUUACACUUCUUCAGAAAGUUUGCUGUCCAAGUGGGCUCAGCAUCUCUUCCCAUCAACAAACUUACCAGUUGAUCCCAUGCCUCCAUUCUCACAAUCUUUUCAAAACCCAUCUCAAAACUUUCCAAUUCCAGAAAGACCAUAUUCUGAAAGGAUUGUACGGAGGCUAGCAGAUUCUCCAUCUUCUGUGAUUCCAUUUCAUGAUAGUCAAUCUUUAAAGUUGACCUCUCAAAGAUUUGAUCUUCAAAGAAAGCAAUAUCCUGGAGUUCCUCCUCCAUUGCAUGAUCAGUCUUCACAACUUCAUUUAGCUGUUGUUCAUGAGCAAGGUCCAGCACCAAAAGUUGCAUUUGAUAUGGUAGACAAACCUAGUGUACCGUCAAAACAGAUUCCUCCAGUUGCUGUACCAAUUUCAGUAUCACCUUAUAAUCAGUGGCGCCACAGACAUCAUUCCACUUAUUUAGCACCUAAACAGUUCAAUGAUCCAUUCCCAGCAUUGCCUUCAGCAGCCCAUUCAAAGACUUUGGUUAGCCCAGCUGUACAUCAUGCUCGUCCUCCUAGUAGUUCAGUCCCUUAUUCUGCAAGAAGAAAACGGUCAGAAAGGCAUGCAACAGUAAUGCCACCUACUAGUCAAGGUCCAGUUGCAGUUUCUCCAAGGAAAGCACCCUCUGGACAUCAUCCAAAGAAGCCAAAAAUUCCUAUUGCUGCAUCACCUAGAAUAUUCCUUCCUCCACCAACCUAUCAAGACUGUACAAAAUUGACUUGUGUUGAACCACUCACAAAUACUCCUCCUGAUGCACCAUGUGGUUGUGUGCUUCCUAUGCAAGUUGGGAUUUUACUUGGGGUGGCACCUUAUGCCAUUUUUCCAAUGGUGUCUGAGCUUGCUGCCGAGAUAGCAGCUGGUAUUUUUUUGAAACAAAGUCAAAUUAGGAUAAUGGGAGCAAACGCAGACCCCCAAGACCAAGAGAGAACACAUGUGAGUAUUGAUUUAGUGCCGCUUGGAGAACGAUUUGAUAACAUGACUGCCUUCUUGACUUACCAAAGGUUUUGGCAAAAGAAGGUGAUUAUUAAUGAGACCCUUUUUGGGGAUUAUGGAGUUGAUUUUGUUCAUUAUCCAGGGCUUCCUCCAUCACCUCCUUCACCAUUUUCAAAUACAACUGAUGGCUCAAAUGGCAAGGGCAGUGCGAUAAGUGGAGGUUUAAAUGGUGAAGAGCCACUUGGGGUUGAUGUAAGGAGAAAGAGUGAAAAAAUGGGGGGUGGAGUUAUUGCGGUUGUUGCCUUAUCUUCAGCUGUUGCAGUAGUGAUCUGUCUUGCAGCAGUUUGGUUCAUUCUUUUGAAAUGCAGCAACCAAAGUAAGUUGCCUGCAGCUGUUCCACCCACAUUUGUUUCAUCUGUACCAAAAAGAUCAGGUGGUGGUUCCAUCCUCUCUAGUAGCAUACCAAGUUCAACAUCAUUUUCAUUUGUUUCGAGUAUGGCUACUUAUACAGGAUCCGCUAGAACAUUUACACUAGCUGAGCUUGAAAAGGCUACAGAUAGGUUCAUUUCUAAGAACAUACUUGGAGAGGGAGGUUUUGGAAGAGUUUAUCGAGGAGUAUUGGAAGAUGGAACCAAAUUGGCUGUUAAAGUUCUCACAAGAGAUGACCAUCAAGGAGGGCGAGAAUUCAUGGCAGAGGUGGAGAUGCUCAGUCGAUUGCAUCAUCGAAACUUGGUUAAAUUGAUAGGAAUUUGCACUGAAGAGCGCAAUCGAUGUUUGGUCUAUGAGCUUAUCCCAAAUGGCAGUGUGGAAUCUCAUUUACAUGACUGUGCAUUGGUUUCAAUAUUUCCAGGCCCAGACAAAGAGACUUGUCCACUAGAUUGGGAUGCACGCAUGAAAAUAGCUAUUGGUGCAGCAAGAGGACUUGCCUACCUGCAUGAGGAUUCAAAUCCCCGUGUCAUACAUCGUGAUUUCAAAGCUAGCAACAUUUUGUUAGAGGAUGAUUUUACUCCUAAAGUAUCUGAUUUUGGACUGGCAAAAGUAGCUUCUGAUGAAGGGAAGGAGUACAUAUCCACACGGGUUAUGGGAACCUUUGGAUAUGUAGCUCCUGAGUAUGCAAUGACUGGGCAUCUGCUUGUGAAGAGUGAUGUAUAUAGUUAUGGUGUAGUUUUGCUUGAGUUACUUUCUGGAAGGAAGCCUGUUGACAUGUCCCAACCUCCUGGGCAGGAAAAUCUUGUUACCUGGGCUCGCCCCUUACUUACUACUAAGGAAGGAUUGGAGAUGUUAGUAGACCCUGCUUUAAAGGGAACCUAUUCUUUUGAUAAUCUGGCCAGAGUUGCAGCCAUUGCUUCAAUGUGUGUACAGCCUGAGGUUUCUCACAGGCCAUUUAUGGGUGAAGUUGUACAAGCCUUAAAACUUGUGUAUAAUGAUUUGGAUGUGAGCAACAAGGGUGGAUCUCAAAACUCUAGUCAAGUAGAAGAUUCACCUAGCUCUCAAAUCGAGCUUAAGGAAGACUCUGAUCAUGCAUGGUGGCCAAGCACUCGGUACAUACCUGAUGCUACUUCUUUUGUUACAAUUGACUAUGAUUCUGGCCCACUUCAUGCACAGGGUUUAGACAUGGAGAGACCUCUUUCAGCAUCUGCACUGCUCUCUUCUGGAUGUUUAAUGAGAGAAUCAUCAGACUCUUUCAGGAGGCAUAGCUGCUCUGGUCCUCUGAGGACAAAUAGAAGUAAGCCUGCUUGGUACAGGAUCCGGGGUCUAACUAGAGGUAGCAUGAGUGAGCAUGGUCUUACAAGGCACUUUGGAACUGGUUUAGGUACAGAUGUGAAUGAGUUUUGGCCUUGAUGGUAUUGUGUGUAACAUUUUUGGCCUGGCUAAGCACAUGAGCUGGCCUUAUGCAGCUUGUGAUACCAGGGUGCAAGGUGGAAAGAACUAAGGCUCCUAAUGGAAGUUUUGUUGAUAAGGAAAAAUUUGAGGUUUCAAAUAAAUGAUUUAACAAGUUGCUUGCUUGAAAUUUCUGAGCAUUAGUUUAGUAAACUGUUCGUGCAUGAUGCAUGUGAUUUUAAUUGUGCCUUGACUAUCUUAUAGAAGAGACAAAAUGAUUAUUGGGGCCAUGGCACUGUACCUCAGCUACCAGAACAUAUCACCAUGGUUCUUGGGCCAUGGGAUUCAGUUUUAUGGUGAAAUGCAUUCCCUGGAUUUAUGUCUUGCUGGGAACAGCAGUGGAAUAUAUAAUCUGUUGUUCAAAAAGAGACAAUGAACAGAUAGAAAUCAAGAUCUGUAUUGUGCCCUUGUUGACAUAUCCACGGGAGCAUCUUAUUACCCAAGAACAGAAGUGAAAUAAAGAAAAUCUUUCUUGCAGCCAGUGAGUUGAAGAUUUAUAUCCUGGAUUAUGAUAGUUGGAGCUUGUUAGAGAAUGGGCAGGGCCCAAUUUAACUGAUGGAGGUCAUUUUGUUGCCACUAAAUUUAUUUUUGUCUGCAUUUUAGUGGAUACGUUGCACCCAUAAAGUGACACUCCUAUGUACUAUUCUGCUUGUAUUAAAGCUUUUUUAAUUUUUUGCACUUCCGCAUUUCUCCAAGGAUUUUAAUUUUGACUUUUACGAUACAUAAAGACUCCAGCUCCAUUUGAACUUUAGUGUAAAGAUUACGUAUGUUGGGUGAUUUUUACCGUA
Messenger RNA from Cryptomeria japonica (Japanese cedar), 5744 nucleotides. Its product is annotated as receptor-like serine/threonine-protein kinase ALE2. Bases 1615 to 4917 code for a protein of 1100 amino acids. The transcript has 10 exons. Gene Ontology annotation, biological process: protein phosphorylation. Gene Ontology annotation, molecular function: ATP binding; protein kinase activity. The record is from RefSeq and is a predicted model, not a curated record. Lineage: Eukaryota; Viridiplantae; Streptophyta; Pinopsida; Cupressales; Cupressaceae.